Molecule: messenger RNA, 741 nt
Organism: Fulvia fulva
Lineage: Eukaryota; Fungi; Ascomycota; Dothideomycetes; Mycosphaerellales; Mycosphaerellaceae
Product: Nuclear nucleic acid-binding protein C1D
Exons: 2
Coding region: 1-741 (246 amino acids)
Biological process (GO): maturation of 5.8S rRNA; regulation of gene expression
Cellular component (GO): exosome (RNase complex); nucleolus
Molecular function (GO): DNA binding; RNA binding
Source: RefSeq, a predicted model, not a curated record
AUGGAGUGCAUAACCGACGACCUCGAAGACCUAGUCUCCAACAUCGAUGACCUCGAAAACGCCCUCAAACCACUGUUAGCACAAGCCCUCAGCGCCUCCACCUCAAGACUCCCCCUCCUCGACAAAUCCAAACUCUACAUCCUCACAACCUACGCUCUCGAAUCCAUCCUCUUCUCCUACCUCCGUCUUCACGGCGUCGCUGCAACAUCCCACCCCGUCUACCAAGAACUCAACCGCGUGAAAGAGUACUUCUCCAAGAUAAAAGCUGCCGAAGAGAUCGGAGCGGGAGGCUCAGCGAGGAAGGUGGGACUCGACAAAGGUGCCGCUGGAAGAUUCAUCAAGGCGGGAUUGGCGGGGAAUGAGAAGUAUGAUAAGGCAAGGGAGGAGGUGAGGGAACGGGAACGCGCCGGGGCGAAGAGGAAGUUGGAAGGUAUGGGCGUGGGGACGCAUACGAGGUUCGAUGGUGCUGCGAAGAAGAUUAAAGCGCAGGAAGACGGCGGGGAGGUCAAGGUCGUGAAGGCGGAGGAUGUGGAGGAUAGCAGUGACGUGGGAGAGGAGCUUUAUGGUACAGGGGAGAAGAGUAGUAGUGGGAAGAAGCGUGGACAUGCGAAGACAGUAGAUGCGCUGGCUGCUGCGCAAGAUGGUGGGGAGGAGAGUAGUGCUGGUGGUGAGAAGAAGAAAAAGAAGAGGGGGAAGAAGAAGGGCAAGAAGGGAGGGAAGGAGGCGAGUGAGGUCCCAUGA